This is a messenger RNA of Aspergillus mulundensis, 2109 nucleotides long. Its product is annotated as transient receptor potential ion channel family protein. NCBI's taxonomy places the organism in Eukaryota, Fungi, Ascomycota, Eurotiomycetes, Eurotiales, Aspergillaceae. The transcript has 2 exons. Bases 1 to 2109 code for a protein of 702 amino acids. Gene Ontology annotation, biological process: fungal-type cell wall biogenesis; transmembrane transport. The record is from RefSeq and is a predicted model, not a curated record.
AUGCUAGGCUUAAUAUAUUCGCUGCUAUUACUGUUGGCUGCCAGGGGGUAUGCCGCUGACACCCUGAGCACAGGGAGUCUUUCAACUUGCUUGACUGAUUCCGAUAUUCAGGUGAACAAGCUGGACAUAAGUUUUUCUCGGUCUACCAAGAAAAUCACUUUUGACGUGUCUGGCACAAACACCAAAGUCCAAAAUGUCACGGCAUCACUAUCAGUCACUGCCUAUGGUAAAGAAGUCUAUACCAAGGAGUUUGAUCCAUGUGACAGCGCAAAUUACGUUGAAAAGCUUUGCCCUGUUCCAGCUGGCACGUUCUCCGCGACAGGUUCCCAGACAAUCCCCGACGAAUUUGUGAGCCAGAUUCCGGCAAUUGCGUUCUCCAUUCCAGACUUGGACGGAGUGGCUAAGCUCGAAUUGAAGUCAAAGGACGACGGCAAUGAGGUGGCCUGCAUUGAGUCCGAACUGAGCAAUGGAAAAUCAGCGGAAGUCCCUGCUGUUUCUUAUGCCGCUGCCGGCAUGGCUGGGGCUGCACUGGCCUUGAGUGGACUUUCAGCCUUGGGCUCUGCCGGUCACGUCGGCUCUGCUACUUCUAGUCCUGGGUUUGGAGAAGUUAUGGGUUGGUUUCACACCAUGGCCACCACUGGCAUGCUUAGUGUCAGCUAUCCCAAAGUCUACAGCAGCUUCGCAAAGAACUUCGCGUUUAGCACUGGCUUGAUACCACUGGCCCAGAUGCAGCAUUCGAUCGACAACUUCAGGCGACUAACGGGCGGUAAUCUUACCGAGAAUAACUACGACUAUUGGCAGGACGUGAGCGCUUCGUCAUCUUCCGCUAACCAAAAGAGAUCACUCGAAAUGCUACUCGGAGCAGCACGGCUAGUUGUGCGUGAAGUGGAAGCUUCGGUGAACAGCACGUCUUCCGGCAAUGCUACCUCGAGUAGCGAAGAGAGUCUCCUUUCAGCGGAUGGAAUCUCUAAAUUGAGCAACGAGUUGCUUAUCCCACAGUCCAAUACGUUCAUGACCGUUCUUUUGAUCUUCGCCAUUGUUAUCGCGGCAAUCACUGUGGGGAUUUUGCUCGUCAAGGUAAUACUCGAGCUGUGGGCGCUCAAUGGCUCCUUCCCUAAAAAGCUCGCCGAUUUCCGUGAACAUUACUGGGGUCUCCUCGCUAGGACUAUCACGAAUUUGAUCCUCGUUGUUUAUUCUAUCUGGGUCAUGUACUGUGUUUACCAGUUUUCGAAAGGAGAUUCUUGGGCGGCACAGCUCCUCGCAGGAGUGACCCUGGCGUUAUUCACGGGCGUUCUCGGAUUCUUCGCUUUCCGCAUAGUACAUCUAGCUCGCAAGUAUAAAAAAUCCGAAGGCGAUGCAUCCUCGUUGUACGAGAACAAAGAGAACUGGCGAAAAUAUAGCCUCUUCUACGACAACUACAAGAAGGGCUGCUGGUGGCUCUUUAUUCCUGCCAUUCUAUAUAUGCUCAUCAAAGGCUGCAUCAUUGCUGGUGCAAAUGGGCAUGGAAUGGUUCAAUCUACUGGUCAGCUUGUCGUCGAAGCGCUAAUGCUGAUUCUUUUACUCUGGCACCGGCCAUAUGUCGCCAAGUCCACUCAAUGGAUUAACAUCACUAUCCAGGUAGUGCGUGUCUUAUCUGUCGCCUGCGUGCUGAUUUUUGUCGACCGGCUUGGGUUUUCCCAGACAACCAAGACAGUUACAGGCGUUGUUUUGAUUGUUGUCCAGUCAGCGUUGACCGGUGUUCUUGCCAUCCUUAUCGCUGUCAAUGCCAUUAUUCUUUGUUGCCGUGAAAACCCCCAUGCUCGGCGGAGAAAGGAGGCUGAAAAAAUGAACCGCGACAUUGAUGACCUCACUCCUCUUGACGCUCGUGAUUCACUUUUGAUGGAUCACCCACCUCGCAAAGACCACUCGGAAAUGAGCAACUUCAAUUUUACCGGUCCCUAUGAACCUUACCGGGACACCGAUCGUCUCGUAGACUCUCGAUACCGUGACGAUCCCCAAUACAGUCGUAACGUGAGCAGAGACAGUCGGGGCAGCCGCAACAGCCGUGAGAGCCAUGGCUCUCCUGAUGGCCGCCAUCCGACAAGGCCCGGGUAUGGCUUUGCUUAUUGA